UUAUGUAGUCAAAGAGCAGCAUUAUGAGCUGUAACCUGGGACUUCCUGGUCCUCUUACUUUUAUAAAUAGCAAGGCAGGGCAGAGGACAGUGAGCAGUCUGAAGGCCAAUUGGGUCUGCCCACAGGGAGGAUGAAGCCUUUUACUACUGCCUUCACCUUCUUCAUUCUUGCAGCUGCUCUUGGAUUCCAGGCCUGCAUCAUAAGUGCAUCAGACACAGAAGAGGUCCUGAAGGCAAAGCAAGGACUUGAAGAAGCUCUAGUGUUUCCCCGGGGCUUUGAAGAGCCUGUGGACUGCUGCUUCUCCUACAUCUCACGGAUCAAGUGUACAAAUUUUAUAUAUUAUUUCCCCACCAGUGGUACUUGUAUGGAGCCAGGAAUCAUCUUUGUCACCAAGAAGGGGAAAUGGGUCUGUGCCAACCCCAUGGAUCUGAAGGUUCAGAAGUGCAUAAAAAGCCUGACGCAAAACUCAUGACCACAGCCCUGCCAACAAUAACCUUACUUGUGAAGGAAGGCAUGUACUGCAGCUGCUUUCUUUAGUCUUCCUCAGUGACCACCUAGGAGGCUCUAAGCAUUUGUUUUUAUUAAUACACAAAACGUUUAUUUUUCUGUUCUGGUUUAAAACAACAUAGCUAGCUUUGUCACAGAGGGGGAACUUGUCUGUGCCAAACCAACCCCAGUGAUCUGAAAACUGAGAAGUGUGUGAAGGGCCCGAAGCUGACCUCAGUGACUACAAAUAACAUUUGAUAAAGAUAAGAGGGCAAGGGCUGGAGAGAUGGCUCAGCAGUUAAGAACACUGACAGCUCUUCCAGAGGACCUGGGUUCAAUUCCCACUCACAUGGCAGCACAAACUAUCUGUAGCUAUAAUUCCAGGGGAUCUGGUUCCCUAUUUGUCCUUUAAUAGUAUUUGCAGUUUGCUUAUGAAUUCAGCUUCUCCUGACUAGUGCCAUCUUGAGUCAGAACCAUCAUGUUUGCCUCAGAAUAACUCUUGGGUUUUCCAGCAUAGUUUCCCAGCAGAUUACAAGUGGAUGAACCUGUGGGGUUUGGGAAUGUGUCUGGUUCUGAUGUCAGCUUAAGGCAAGCCAGAGAAAUUCAACUAGGAUGAAAUCAAUCCUGCCUGAGCCCAUAUCUUCCCAUUGCCCCUAGAUCAGUAAACCCCCUAAUAAAGGUCAUCCAUGCAG
This is a messenger RNA of Phodopus roborovskii (desert hamster), 1178 nucleotides long. Its product is annotated as C-C motif chemokine 9. Gene Ontology annotation, cellular component: extracellular region. Bases 131 to 472 code for a protein of 113 amino acids. The record is from RefSeq and is a predicted model, not a curated record. The transcript has 4 exons. NCBI's taxonomy places the organism in Eukaryota, Metazoa, Chordata, Mammalia, Rodentia, Cricetidae. Gene Ontology annotation, molecular function: CCR chemokine receptor binding; chemokine activity. Gene Ontology annotation, biological process: cellular response to interleukin-1; inflammatory response; cellular response to tumor necrosis factor.